UUUAAAAAAUCUGAGGAUCUUUUUUCUUACACUUUAAAACUCUAAUAUUUUUAACAUACAAUUUAUUUUGCUAACCUUAUAUUAUAUCUACCUGUGGGAAAAAAUUUAACUCUUAAUUGCAACACAGAUUUAGAUAAGUGAACCAGCUUAAUAUUUUCCUUAACACACUCCCAUUAGCACAGCCUAAAUUAUGAAAGCAUGUGUUACAUGAGAACCAAACCUAACAGUUAAUAUACACCUCCUCAAACCUGUGCAGACACUCAGUGAGGUGCAAGCAUACUGUCUUCCUUAUCAGUUUGAGGAAGGGUGAUAAGGAAAGAUGCUUACUCAACGCCUAUCUUAUGAUUCAUUCCAGUAUGAAAAUAAAUUGAGCACUCAGAAAUUUGGAAUGUAUUAUUUUUACUGUAAUUAGAAACCUGUCUGUGUUGGACUGUAGACUAGCAUUUAGCACAGCUAUCCAGCGAGUAGAACUGCUGAUGUAGCAUUCCCUGAAUGUUCUUAGUCAGCAAGUGCUGCCUUCAGGGCUCAUCACUGCCUUGUGUCUAGAGACUACUUCCACUUUUGUUCGUUUCUGGAAUGAAAGUAUCUUAAAUGUGCCUAUAUUGUCCUGACCUGAAGAGCUAAUUGAAGGAAAUCUUUACCUGUUUGUGCUGUUGUGUAUAAUUAUCAUAUAAAAAUGUGGCAUUCUGGAUCAAGUACACCAGUUGCACCAUUAGCUCUUCAAUCUCUUGAUCAUAGUCAACUGUAUCAGAGACGAACCCAUCAAAUGGGAGAUGGAAAUGACCCCAGAACUGAAGAAAUUGACAAUUUAAGUCCUUCAACUGGUGAUUAUGAAGAUCUUAGUGAACAGGAUUGGGCAGAUGCUGAAAAUUCCCUUUCCUCCAUUUCAAUAUCUUCAGGCCAGAUGUCAUAUGCUAAACCCACUCGACCCACUUUUCUAAAGCUAUCCUCAACGAAUACUCCUGCUUUGUUUCCGACCAGAAGUGUUUCAGAGACAUCCUCACCUCUGUACAUGCAUGAAAACAGUAGCAACAGCAGGAUCACAGGAAAUAUGUCGCUGGGGAAUAUGUUUUGUUCCCGCUGCAAUGAUGGUUUUGAACCUCAUGAAAAAAUUGUCAACUCAAAUGGUGAACUAUGGCACACCCAAUGCUUUGUGUGUGCCCAGUGCUUCCGUCCAUUCCCUGACGGAACUUUCUAUGAGUUUGAGGGAAGGAAAUAUUGUGAGCAUGACUUUCAUGUACUGUUUGCCCCAUGUUGUGGAAAGUGUGGUGAAUUUGUGAUUGGACGAGUGAUCAAGGCUAUGAAUGCUAAUUGGCAUCCCCGCUGCUUCCGAUGUGAAUCUUGCAGCAAGGAACUAGCUGACUUGGGUUUCAUUCGGAAUCAGGGGAGAGCAUUGUGCCAUGAGUGCAAUGCCCAGGAGAAGGCUGUAGGCCUUGGGAAGUACAUUUGCCACAAAUGCCAUGGUGUGAUCGAUGAGAAGCCUCUCAGGUUCCGUGGGGAGGUUUACCACCCAUACCAUUUCAAUUGUGCUUCAUGUAAAGUUGAACUAAAUUCAGAUGCAAGGGAAGUGAAAAGCAGACCAGGAUUCACCUCAAAUGAAAUGAAUGAACUGUACUGUCUGCGAUGCCAUGACAAAAUGGGCAUUCCUAUUUGUGGUGCAUGUCGUCGACCUAUUGAAGAGAGAGUUGUGACAGCUCUAGGCAAACAUUGGCAUGUUGAGCACUUUGUUUGUGCCAAGUGUGAGAAGCCAUUUUUGGGGCAUCGCCACUAUGAAAAGAAGGGAUUGGCCUACUGUGAGACUCAUUACCAUCAGUUGUUUGGAAACCUUUGCUUUGUGUGCAAUCAAGUUAUUGCUGGCGAUGUAUUCACUGCUCUCAAUAAGGCAUGGUGUGUGCAUCAUUUUGCCUGCUCAGUUUGCGACCAAAAGAUGAACCAGAAGACGAAGUUCUAUGAAUGUGACUUAAAGCCAGUUUGCAAGAAGUGCUAUGACAAGUAUCCUGCAGAAGUACGCCGCCGGCUGCGCAAAACUCAUGAAGCUACUCCCAAAAAGGCAACUGUUUAACUGACAAGGUAUUGGGUAAAUUUCUGCAUUUUUUAAUGAGAAAUGGUCAUUAUUGACCUAUGCAAACCAGCACAAUUAUGACACAUUUUUUUUCUUUUCUUUGGUGAAGUACUGGUUAGGUGUGGUUGUAUUUGAAUAACCUAGUAACUAGGAAUUGAUGAAUUUAAUUAACAUCGUUGUUGAUUGUUUUGUUUGAUAUAUUUAGACACACUUGACAUACCUGAUUGAAUUCUUGCCUUCUGCUUUAGUUCAGUGUCUCAUUUACACUCUUUUAAUUUAUUCUGAUCAUGAUAAGCUUUUAAUAUAUCUAUCUAGUGCUUUUAUGAUGAAAAGAUAACUGACCAAAUGUAUUUGCCUUAGAUAUUGUAUCUAUUUACAUAUUUCACUUUUUAAAAGCCUAUUUUUUGAAAAACAGUUAUAUAUUCUAACAACUAGUCCAGUUAGCAGUGACUGCAGGACAUGAGCAGGGUUAUUAAUUGCUAGUAUUGCAUCCCUUUUGUUUCACUCUUGUAGUCGGUGGUUAAAUUAUAGUCUUAUUGUCUUAAAAGACUGCCAACUUCUUUUGUUAAGAUUUUAUAAGACACAAUAGCAUAGUAUAUGUCCCAUGUGUUCCAUCCUCAUCAGAGCUUUGUAGCUUAUGUACACUUUACGUGAAGCUUGUGCCCAUGAGUAUUAUUUUAAUAGUCUCAGGUGUAUUUUAACAACUUAUUUAUAUUUUUGAUUUUAGCUAAACACUCCAAAAAAAAGGAAUAAAAAAAGUAAAGCUUAACCACAA
Molecule: messenger RNA, 2837 nt
Organism: Frankliniella occidentalis (western flower thrips)
Lineage: Eukaryota; Metazoa; Arthropoda; Insecta; Thysanoptera; Thripidae
Gene: stck
Product: LIM and senescent cell antigen-like-containing domain protein 1
Exons: 8
Coding region: 677-2062 (461 amino acids)
Biological process (GO): positive regulation of integrin-mediated signaling pathway; cell-cell adhesion; cell-cell junction organization
Cellular component (GO): cell-cell junction; focal adhesion; cytoplasm
Source: RefSeq, a predicted model, not a curated record